Centropristis striata (black sea bass) is the source of this 783-nucleotide messenger RNA. RefSeq lists its product as uncharacterized. The record is from RefSeq and is a predicted model, not a curated record. Lineage: Eukaryota; Metazoa; Chordata; Actinopteri; Perciformes; Serranidae. The transcript has 3 exons. Bases 1 to 783 code for a protein of 260 amino acids.
AUGAGAUGUUCUUAUAUGCAGGAUCCAACUAUGUUUCCAUGGGGCUUUGAGUCUACUUCAACAUCUGAUCCCAGUCCAGACAAUGAGAUGAGUGAGGAGCCAAUGUCCAACAGGAACUCAGGUAAAGACCUAGUUGCUGUAAUACUCUUCAUUGUGCGACACCAACUUACUGCCGCUGUGGGUGACCUAAUGGCUCUACUGAAUUUUCUGUGCCCUAAUCUGGUUGUUGCAUCCAAAUAUCUCUCUGAUAAGAUUCCCACCUUUUCGAGUGUGUUCUACUGCCAUGAGUGUCAAAAGUACAUGGGAGAACCUCCUGAUGGUUCUUCUUGUUUGCACUGUGGCACAAUGUUCAACAAAAAAAGCAGCUCUGAAAAUGGUCACUUCUUUUUGUUUGCAUCGCUCAAAGACCUUCUGAAAGAUGUCCUUAAGAAUUAUGGCACUGAGUUGUUACCUAAAACAGUCAAUCGUGGGAAUGACAUUAAAGAUGUGAUGGAUGGGAAAAUGUACCAGAACCUACUUAAACAAGGAACAUUGGCUGGAGACGACCUUACACUGGUAUGGAACUGUGACGGCGCGACUCCGAUCAUUGUGGUCCACCUGUAUGACAUCACACCUGGUACACUGUUCAGCGUAAUGCAUCCUAACAAUACGUCUAAGACGAUCUUUGAAAGAGUUGAAAGGACAGAAAAACCGAAAGCUUUCCUCUUAGAGGAUAUCAAGUGUAAAUGUCAGUUUGUGAGUGGUUGGCUUGUGCCUGUACCAAACACAUACGAGAGAUAUUGA